AUGGAGUACUAUUCUUCUUCACAGUUCCCCUUCUCCUAUCGGGACUAUUUAAUGUUUCUCUUCCUUCGACCCCUUCUUGCCGUCUCUUUUGCACUCUCCUUACUCUUCGUCGGUUGGUUUUUGGCCUGGAAGCUAGUGCUGGUGCAUGUACCUCUGGUUCAAGAGAUUUUUGAAUUCCUCUUAGUGAAGAUCAUAAUUAUAGAAGCUUUGGAGAAUUCACGACUUACAAUCAAGAUACUGGACAAUAUGGUUGAAGAUUGCCAGUUUAACAGGUUUACUGUACAUAAGAGUAGUUGGUAA
Fraxinus pennsylvanica is the source of this 300-nucleotide messenger RNA. Lineage: Eukaryota; Viridiplantae; Streptophyta; Magnoliopsida; Lamiales; Oleaceae. The record is from the annotation of a GenBank genome assembly.